AUGUCAUCUGAGCAUCAACACCCCGAUGAAGCGGAGUGGGAGGGGGGAUAUGACCCCCUCGCUGAUCCUGAAGAGCGGAGGGUGCUGUAUGCCACUGUCGACUCAUUUAGGCAGUAUCGGCGAAAUGCUCAUAUGAACACUACUCAUCGUCGUCGACAGUUAUUCUAUGCUCUGCCAUCAGCACAUUGGCAGAUGCUGUCGGAACCACCAUUCUCUCUAUUGGACAACUUCAACAACGUAGACGAUGCCAUUGAUACCAAUGCCGAGAUUGCAGAUGCCAUUCUCAAAGUUGGUUUGCAGUCAUUCAAUCUCUCCCCUACUCCAGAAAAAGGCGACCCAAUUGGAAAUUGGCAGGAUGUGGCCACAACAGAAGAUGUUAACAAAGCCCAUUCUACGAUACGUCAAUUCUAUCGCGAUUGGAGCUUGGAAGGACAAGCCGAAAGAGAAGUCUGUUAUGAACCAGUCCUCCAGGAUCUCCACCAUGAGUUCAAGACCCGGAGCGACAAUGGAGAACAAAUCCGUGUUUUGGUCCCUGGCUCUGGCCUUGGCCGGCUAGUCUUUGAGGUCUGCAUGGCUGGCUACGAUGCUGAAGGGAACGAGAUCUCGUACCAUCAGUUGUUGGCCAGUAACUGGAUUCUCAAUCACACAGCCGGACCAUUGGAGCAUGCGCUCCACCCGUUUGCACUACAUUUCUCCAAUUUGCAGUCGCGUACCCAGCAGCUACAGCAAGUCCAGAUCCCCGAUGUACACCCAGGACAAGCGAUGCAAGUAGCGGGUUCAGCUGGCCAGCGUGUCGGUACCAUGUCGAUGACUGCUGCUGAUUUCAUUGUGCAUUAUACGGAGCCCAGCAACCAGGAGACCUUUGACGCGGUGACCACGGUAUUCUUCAUCGACACCGCGCCUAACCUCAUCCGCUACAUUGAGGCGAUCUGGCACUGCCUCAAACCCAACGGGCUGUGGAUCAACGUCGGUCCCCUUCUGUGGCAUUUCGAUGGCGGCAAAAACCACAAAGCAGGCGAUAAAGGCCACGAGCCUGGAAUUGGAGAACCUGGCAAUGUGGAGCUCACUGAGGAGGAAGUGCUAAGCCUGGUGGAGCGCAUGGGCUUCCGCCUCGAGAAACGUGGUGUUCGUCGGCCUUGCGGCUACAUUCAGGACCCCAACAGCAUGCUGCAAAAUACUUACCAGCCAUCGCACUGGGUGGCGCGAAAAGUGACCGGGGCGUGA
This is a messenger RNA of Penicillium salamii, 1224 nucleotides long. The record is from the annotation of a GenBank genome assembly. NCBI's taxonomy places the organism in Eukaryota, Fungi, Ascomycota, Eurotiomycetes, Eurotiales, Aspergillaceae.